GCCGGCGCCAUGGGGACUGCCUCGUCGCUCGUGAGCCCCGCCGGCGGGGAGGUGAUCGAGGACACGUACGGGGCGGGCGGCGGCGAGGCCUGCGAGAUCCCGGUGGAGGUGAAGCCCAAGGCCCGCCUGCUGCGCAGCUCGUUCCGCCGGGGCGCGGGGGCGGGGGCGGGGGCCGGGCCGGGUUCGCUGCCCCGCGGGGCGGGCGGCGGCGGGCUGCUGGGGGCCAGCUUCAAGUCCACUGGCUCGUCUGUGCCCGAGCUGGAGUACGCGGCGGCCGAGUACGAGCGGCUGAAGAAGGAGUACGAGAUCUUCCGGGUCAGCAAGAACCAGGAGUUGUUAUCCAUGGGCCGCCGCGAGGCCAAGCUGGACACGGAGAACAAGCGGCUGCGGGCAGAGCUGCAGGCACUUCAGAAAACUUACCAGAAGAUACUUCGGGAAAAGGAAAGUGCUUUAGAAGCAAAAUAUCAAGCAAUGGAGAGAGCAGCUACAUUUGAACAUGACAGAGAUAAAGUUAAGAGGCAAUUUAAGAUUUUUAGGGAGACCAAGGAAAAUGAAAUUCAGGAUUUAUUGAGGGCCAAGCGAGAGUUGGAGAGUAAACUUCAGAGGCUACAGGUUCAGGGGAUCCAUGUAUUUGAUCCUGGAGAGUCUGAUUCAGAUGACAACUGUACAGAUGUUACUGCUGCUGGACCCCAGUGCGAGUAUUGGACUGGUGGAGCCUUGGGAAGUGAGCCCUCCAUAGGAAGUAUGAUUCAGCUUCAGCAGUCUUUCCGGGGCCCUGAGUUUGCCCAUAGUUCUAUAGAUAUAGAAGGACCCUUUGCUAACGUCAACAGAGAUGACUGGGAUAUUGCUGUAGCUAGUUUAUUACAAGUUACCCCCUUGUUUUCACAUUCUCUGUGGAGUAACACUGUCAGAUGUUACCUCAUUUAUACAGAUGAAACCCAGCCCGAAAUGGAUCUUUUCCUUAAGGACUAUUCACCUAAACUUAAAAGAAUGUGUGAGACAAUGGGAUAUUUUUUCCAUGCUGUGUAUUUUCCAAUUGAUAUUGAAAAUCAGUACCUCACUGUAAGAAAAUGGGAAAUUGAGAAGAGUUCAUUAGUUAUCUUAUUCAUUCAUUUAACCUUACCAAGCUUGUUAUUGGAAGACUGUGAAGAAGCUUUUCUGAAAAACCCUGAAGGCAAACCACGAUUAAUUUAUCAUCGUUUGGAAGAUGGGAAAGUCAGUUCUGACUCUGUCCAGCACCUGAUUGAUCAAGUUUCUAACCUGAACAAGACCAACAAAGCCAAGAUCAUUGAUCACUCAGGAGAUCCUGCAGAAGGAGUCUAUAAAACCUAUAUUUAUGUAGAAAAGAUUAUUAAACAGGACAUCCUGGGCUUUGAAACUACAGACCUGGAAACUAAGGAUUUGGGCAGUGAAGAUUCUAUUCCAGAAGAAGAUGAUUUUGGUGAUGUUCUGUGGGACAUACAUGAUGAACAAGAGCAAAUGGAAGCUUUUCAGCAGGCUUCAAAUUCAGCCCAUGAGUUGGGAUUUGAGAAAUAUUACCAGCGCCUUAAUGAUCUAGUGGCAGCACCAGCACCAAUUCCACCCCUUCUUGUAUCUGGAGGACCAGGCUCUGGAAAGUCCCUUCUUUUAUCAAAGUGGAUCCAGUUACAACAGAAAAAUUCCCCUAACACACUAAUUCUUUCUCAUUUUGUGGGGAGGCCCAUGUCAACCAGCUCAGAGUCUUCCUUGAUUAUUAAACGACUGACUCUAAAGUUGAUGCAGCAUUCUUGGUCAGUAUCUGCUCUGUCAUUGGAUCCUGCUAAGCUUCUGGAAGAAUUUCCACAUUGGCUAGAAAAACUCUCUGCCCGUCAUCAAGGCAGCAUCAUCAUCAUUAUUGAUUCUAUAGAUCAAAUUCAGCAAGUUGAAAAACACAUGAAAUGGCUGAUAGAUCCACUGCCAGUGAAUGUAAGAGUAAUUGUUUCUGUGAAUGUGGAAACAUGCCCUCCAGCAUGGAGGUUGUGGCCUACACUUCAUCUUGACCCUUUAAAUCCUAAAGAUGCAAAAUCUAUUAUAAUUGCAGAAUGCCACUCUGUAGACAUUAAACUGAGUAAAGAGCAGGAGAAGAAGCUAGAACGACACUGUCGUUCUGCUACAACCUGCAAUGCCCUUUAUGUCACUCUUUUCGGCAAAAUGAUUGCGUGUGCUGGGAGAGCAGGCAAUUUAGAUAAAAUCCUUCUUCAGUGUUUCCAGUGUCAAGAUACUGUUUCAUUAUAUAGACUUGUUCUGCGAUCUAUCCAGGAGUCCAUGACAAAUGAUAUGGAUAAAGAACUAAUGAAACAGAUUCUCUGCCUUGUAAAUGUUAGUCACAAUGGUGUGAGUGAAUCAGAAUUGAUGGAAUUCUAUCCUGAGCUAUCCUGGGCUGUCUUGACCUCCCUUAUUCACAGUUUACAUAAAAUGUGUUUGUUGACUUAUGGUUGUGGUUUGCUCAAGUUUCAACAUCUACAG
Messenger RNA from Lipotes vexillifer (Yangtze River dolphin), 2484 nucleotides. RefSeq names its product nephrocystin-3. NCBI's taxonomy places the organism in Eukaryota, Metazoa, Chordata, Mammalia, Artiodactyla, Lipotidae. The annotation marks the transcript as partial. The transcript has 17 exons. The record is from RefSeq and is a predicted model, not a curated record.